UCUCCUUCUCUCUGCCCACCCCCCACCUCUUGGGUUGGGCAGGGCUUGAGAGAGUGUGGGAGUCACCUGCCUCCCUGAGCCUGAGACAUCGAGAUGAGUUUGUGCAUGUGUUCCUGAUCAACUGAGCUGCAAGCGAGGAUGGCGGGGGACAUGGUUGUUGGAGUGCUUUAUAAUAUCCUCUUGCCAGUUCUGCUGAUUGCUGCUAUAUCUUUCAGGUACAAUGGCCUUUCUGUGAUCUAUCUGCUCUUCCUCCUGACACUGCCACUGCUGCCCAAUCCCAGUCAAUGCAGCAUGAGGGGGAAGACGGGCAGGUUCCUGAUGCUGCUCUGCUACACCAGUGUGACAUUCCUCUGUCUCCAGUGUGGAAUGCAGAUCCCCUUCUCCUAUAUACCGAAAGACGUAAGCGGUGUUUGGGAGACCGUUCUCUAUCAUCUUGGCAUUGUGAGGUUCAGUGAUGUGGAUCCUGGAAAUAUCGUGCGGCUGUUAGUGCCGGACUUCGGCCUCUUCGUGUCUGGACUCUUCGUCUGGCGCGUGUGCAGGAGGGUUCUGCGGCAGCCGGUGGUUCUGAGUGUCCAUGAGAACUGCAUCAUGCCCUCUGACCAUGAGGAGACGGACGUGGAGUCCACUGAAUCCGAGACGGAGGAGGAUGAGAGUGAGGUGGGCUCCACCUGGGACAGCUCGGACGAGAGCAGAGAGCAGGUAGCGUCCGCCCCACCUGCCUUCGUGCAGAAACUGAUUGUCUUUGCCGCCGGCCUGAGGUUGCUGCUGUCCACGGUCAUGAACACGGCAGGAAAGGUCGUGGUGACAAUCCAGCUGGCCAUGGCAGGUAUUGCACUGCCCUCUCUGACAUCCACGGUGUAUUUCGGGGCGUUUCUGACCCUUGUGUGGCUGUGGGUGUACGGCCGCCCGCUCUCCCUGCUGGUGUUCAGCAGCCUCUGCGUGAUGAUGACCUUGUUCAGCGCCGGCCACAUCCUGGGCCUCUACCUUUACCAGCUGCCUUUGCCCCAGGAGUGGGUGGCUCCUCACGACACCUAUGCCAGACUGUUUGGCAUGACGGCGGUCAUUAGGACCAAUGGGUCGGACCCACACAGCCUCCUGCUGCAGCCGGAUUUCUCAUGGCCAGUAGUCAUCAACCCUCUGGUCCUCCUGAUGCUGUAUUACACCCUUGUGGCCCUGCUGCACAAGUGGGUCCACAUUGAUGUAGAGGAUGUUGAAGAAGCUGACCAGUCUGCUAUGUGUGAAGUUCCUCCUAGUUUCUCAGAGGCUGUGUUGCCAUCGCCCAUCAAACCAGAGAUGGUUAAUAUGGUGAUGCUCAACAGCUGGGAGAACCACAGCAUCCCCUCACAGGACUCUCUGCUCUCAGACACCAUGUACCCAGACUGCUUUGUGCUUCCUGUGUAUCGACUGCAAGAAUGCCCAAGCUAUGGGUCAGAGGAGGGCAAGAUGGAGGGAACAGAGGGGACUGAUGAAGAGAACGAUGACGACCUACUCUGCGUCUCCGAGGCAACAGCUCCCGACGCUUCACCCAGUGGACUCGCUCUCUUUGGGAUCUUCAUCAUGAAACAGAGUUAUGUCAGCGCCCUCAUCAUCAUGAUGGUAUGGAGCAUCACCUACACCUCUUGGCUGGGGUUUGCCCUGCUGGUAUGGUCCUGUGUGAUCUGGAUGAUGAGGGACCGCCGCUACUACGCCAUGCUCAGCGCUCCUUUCCUGGCCGUCUAUGGCACCGCGCUCCUCGUGGCCAGCUUCAUCAGUGGCUUUGGGCUGAAGAGAGAAGAGCUCUUCCCCAGGGUGCCCAAGGCUGUGCUUAUUGACUUUGAUCUCUAUGUUUACGACGCUCCGUGUCUUCACUUGGGUGUAAAGGUGAUGUACACCUUCAGCUUCUGGUUGCUGCUGCGUCAACAGCUAAGGGAGAAAGAGGAAGCCAGCAAGCUGACGCACGAGAGUGAGGAUGCUGAUGAGGGGGAAUCCUCUGGACUGGUGUCCAUUUUAGGAGGACUAGUGAAAGGAACGCUGGUCAAAUACUGGCUCUUCCUCUGCUGCUCGAUGUUCUUCGUGGUCAGUUUCUCCGGAAAGGUGGUCGUGUACAAGAUCCUCUACAUUGGCCUCUUCCUUUUUUGUGUGGUACUUUAUCAGGUGCGCUAUGACAUCUGGAGGCGCAUACUGAAAUACUUCUGGGCUGUGGUGGUGGGCUACUCCAUGUUUGUGCUGAUCCUCAUCUACAUGUACCAGUUUAAGACCGUGUCUGGACUCUUCAGACAGGUCAUCGGCAUGUCAGAAGAGGGGCUGCGUGACCUGGGUCUGGAGCAGUACGACACCGUGGAGCUGUUCGCACGGAUCCUGCUGCCGGCCGUCUUCCUACUGGCCUGCAUCCUGCAGCUGCACUACUUCAACUCCGACUUCCUCGCUCUCACCGACCUGGAGAACAUCUCUGUCCAGGAUAAAUCCGCCAGACUCAAAAAAGAAGAAAGUGUAGGGAGUAAUGCCACCCUGGAUAAGGACAUGCUCUCCUCCUCUACAGAGAAGAAGGAAGAGGAGACAGAUGAAGAAGAAGAGACGCCGGUGAACACAUGGCUGUUGGUUGUGGAUCGUGCCAGUGUGCUCACCCUGCAGGUGCUUUGUCUCUUGCGUAAGACACAGGCCCUCUGCUGGCGGCUGCUGGAACUGCACAGCCUUAAACUACUCUCCACUGGCAUCAUCUGGGUUAGCGUACAGGAGGUGUCCCUGAUGAACUUUGCGUUCCUGGUGCUCUGGACGCUCGCCCUGCCGUUCCCGCAUCUCCGGCAGAAGGCCUCCAGCGUGUCGUCCGUGUGGGCGUGCGUGAUGGUGGUGUGCAAGAUGAUGUAUCAGCUCAAGGUCAUCAAACCGCUGGAGUACUCCUCCAACUGCACCGCUGGGCUGGGAUCGGUUAACGGUAGCUGGUCUGUCCCUAACUUUGAGGAGCUGCUGACCAAAUCCAUCUUGUAUGUGGAGCCUGUGGACCCUGCUGUGUGGUGUGGGGCUCUGCACAAGUGUGGAGAUCGUAUUCUGCCUUGUCUUCAGAACCACUUGCUGGUGCUGGGUUUGCUUGUGUUUGAUGUGACCAUCCACCGGCAUCAGCUCCACUACCGCCUCAGUAACAACCUAAAAGUCCCGCCUGCCGGCACCAUCUUCCAGGGCAUCACUCGGCAGCACCUGGACCACGGCAUUCUACCCUGCCUGAAGUACUUCAUCAACUACUUCUUCUACAAGUUUGGCCUUGAGGUGUGUUUUGUGGUCGCCGUGAAUGUGAUCGGCCAAAGAAUGGACUUUUUCGCUCUGCUGCAUUCGUUUGCUCUGAUCGCGGUCCUGUCCCACCGAAGGAGGAAAGCCAUAGGAGAGGUGUGGCCUAAGUAUUGCUGCUUCACCGCCGGCCUCAUGAUACUGCAGUACCUCCUGUGUGUGGGCUUCCCCCCGGCGGCCUGCUUUGACUACCCUUGGAGAACAUCUGCAGGUGCGCUCACCUCCAACCUGAUCAAGUGGCUCUACCUUCCUGACUAUGCCAUGAAACCCGAUCCUGCCUUCAUCCUCUACGACUACCUCCUAUUGCUGGUGGCCUCUCUGCAGUGGCAGGUGUUUGAGGAGGAGAACCGGGCCGCCGUGCGUCUGCUCGCUGGAGAGAACGUGGAAAUCAGCCGCACCCUGGACUCCUGCACCCUCAACCAGUACACGCCCGUCAGCAACUUUCUCCACUGCAGGUCUUACCUGGAUAUGGUGAAAGUGUUUGUGUUCAGCUACUUCUUCUGGCUGGUGCUGUGUCUCAUCUUCAUCACGGGGACAACGCGGAUAAACGUGUUCUGUUUGGGCUACCUGCUGGCCUGCUUCUACUUCAUGCUGUUCGGAAGUUCUCUGUUGAUGCAGCCAGUCUGCUACGUGCUUCGCCUGUGGGACUGGCUCAUUGCUUACACAUGCGUGGUCAUCUGCCUCAAGAACCUGCUGUCUCUCGGCUCUUGUGUGUACCUUGGCAGCCUGCUAAAAAAUGGCUGCUUUCUGAUCCAGGCCUUUAGCAUGUUCUGCACCAUUAAAGGCUAUGAUCUCCCUGCCCCAGAUGACGAUUGUGAGCUACCAGAAGGAGAAGCAGGGAUUGUAUGGGACGCAAUAUGUUUCACUGUUCUUCUGAUCCAGAGGAGAAUCUUCCUAAGUUACUAUUUCCUCUACGUGGUGUCUGACCUCAAAGCUUCUAAAAUCCUUGCCUCCAGGGGUGCUGAGCUUUUUGAAGCAAAAGUGAAGAAGCGUGUGGCAGCUCGACUGGAGAUGGAGAAGAAAUCUGUGGAGGCCCUAAAGAAAGACAUGGAGAAAAUCAAAUCUAAACAGAAAAGUCGUCCACCAAAGGAGAAGGAGUCUACAGACCUGGAACCUAAAGGGAAUCUCCAAGACAAUGAUAGCGGGAAAUGGGCGAGACCUUGGGUUUCUCAACCUGGUGUUGGAGACUCCUGUGGGUAUCAGCUGUUUGAGAGUGACAGUGAAGAGGAGGAGGAGGAGCCACAGGAGCAGACAGAGGAGGACACAGCUCCCAAGAAAAAGUCAGCUUUCCAGCUUGCCUAUGGGGCGUGGGUGGCCGGAGCGAAAUCGGCCCUGAAGGGCCACAAGAAAGAAGAGUCCCAGCUGAAGAGAGAGGAGAGGCGGCGGGCCCGGAGAGAACUACAGAAGAAGAAAGGAUUGGAGAGAGUCGAGUCAAGUGAAGAUGAACUGGAGGAAGACGAAGUGGAAGAGGAGGAAACAGAGAACAUAUUCCAGCGGAUCAUCAGCUCCCUGACACUAGUUUGGGUCUUUGUCCAGUCCCUCAUGGAUGACUUCACAGAAGGUCUCAACUCUUUCUGUAAGGACAACCUGGACAUUUCUCGAGUACUGCACCAUGAGCGGGCCCUGCUGGGCCAACAGCAAAAUAAGGGGAGGCAGGUGACGCACGAGAGCAUCAAGCAGUACUACGAGAACUGGUUGUCCCGUCAGAACACGCAGGCGUCGCUGGACCAGGAUGUGGAGCUGGGGUCUCCCGGCUCACCCCCACCUCUGCCCACCUCGCCCCGAGGAUACAAAAAGCUCCAGAGCAUGGGCUCAAAAUUCUCCUGGGGUAGCAGCGUAUCCAGCUGUCUCACCGAUGAGACAUUGCUGGGCUCUCGGCAGCCCACACUGGAGGAUCUAGACGAGCCGCCGCCUCCACCACCCCCGAACUUUGGCCUGGAGCUCCGCCGCAAGCUCCUCAAAUCAGCCCGCAUAGACCUGAGCUCUUUCGACAGCGACGGGCCUCCUCCAGUUGUUGUAGAUGGAGAGAGGGAUGCUGCUGGAGAGAGUGUUGCUGUUGAAGAGGAUGGUGCUAUUGAGGAGAGUGAUGCUGUUGAGGAGAAGAGUGCCUCUGGAGAGAGUGACACUGUUAAAGAGAAGGAUGCUUCUGGAGAGAGUAAGGCUGUUAAAGAGAAGGAUGCUUCUGGAGAGAGUGAGGCUGUUGAAGGGAGUGAAACUGAAGAAGAGAUGGAUGAGGAACUCGAGGAGCACGGACAACAGAAGACAGUGCAGUACCUGGAGUCAUAUGACAAAGAGUCAGAGGAGGACCCGGGUGAAGCCACCCCAGAGCCUGCUCCCCUGAGCGAGCAGACACGAGCGCUGACAGCCAGUGAGCUGCUGCUUAAUGAUAUGUUCCAAAACCCGGAGAUCGAGGAGUCCGACAAGUUCUACCACGUUCUCCCCCGGCCCCUGAGGUUGCUGUUCGCCCUCUACAAUCUUAUGGUGUCCCAGUCAGAGAUGCUGUGCUAUUUCGUCAUCAUCCUGAACCACAUGGUGUCGGCCGCCAUGUUUUCCCUGGUGCUGCCCAUCCUCAUCUUCCUCUGGGCCAUGCUGUCCGUCCCACGGCCCACCAAACGCUUCUGGAUGACCGCCAUCAUCUACACAGAGCUCAUCGUGUUGGUGAAGUAUUUUUUCCAGUUUGGGUUUUUCCCGUGGACUACUUCUGCUUACCGUGGCAUCAACGCUGAUCGUCCAUUUGCAGUGCCCAACAUCGUUGGUGUGGAGAAGAAGGAUGGCUAUGUGUUAUUCGACUUGAUUCAACUUCUGGCACUUUUCUUCCAUCGUUCAAUUCUCAAGUGCCAUGGUUUGUGGGACAACAAAGAGGUGGAGAUGCCUGACUUCUUUAAGAAGAUGAAGAAGAAGACUGAAAAGAAUAAGAUGAGUGCGAAAGGAGGAGGAGGAGGAGGAGGAGGAGGAGGAGGUGGGGGUGAAAAUGCCCCAGCCCCUCGGAGACGACUACGAUUCUUGCCCCUGCAGGCGUCCACCACCUCCUCCCUAUUCAACGGAUGGGGCAGAAGCAAAAGCUCAGAGGAGUCAGAUGGACAAAAGCCGAAGAAGCGCAGGUCUAAGAAGAAGAGGCAAGCUCCCAAAGUGCCAAUGACCCGCAAACAGAGGAUCCGUCAGCACAUCCGAGAGAGGGCUCUGGUAGUCAAAGCGGCCCUCGUUGAGGUUGGCCUACACAUCUACCUACCCAUCAGGCAGUUCUUCUAUGACAUCAUCCACCCCGAGUACAGUCCUGUGUGUGAUGUGUAUGCCCUGAUGUUCUUGAUUGAUGUCGUCAAUUUCAUAGUCAUCAUUUUUGGCUACGGGGCUUUUGGGAAACACAGUGCAGCAGCGGACAUCACAGAGUCACUAUCAGAUGACCAGGUCCCAGAGGCCUUCCUGGUGAUGCUGCUCAUCCAGUUUGGGACCAUGGUGGUGGACCGGGCCCUGUACCUCCGCAAGACGCUUUUUGGAAAGUGUGUUUUCCAGGUUUUGCUGGUGUUUGGGAUCCACUUCUGGAUGUUCUUCAUUCUACCUGGAGUUACUGAACGGAGAUUCAAUAGCAACUUUGUUGCCCAGCUGUGGUACUUUGUCAAGUGCAUCUACUUUGGCCUGUCUGCCUAUCAGAUCAAGUGUGGGUACCCAAACAGAGUUCUGGGGAACUUCCUCACUAAAAACUACAACUACCUAAACCUCUUCCUUUUCCAAGGGUUCCGGAUGGUUCCUUUCCUAACUGAGAUGCGUGCUGUAAUGGACUGGAUCUGGACAGACACGACCCUCAGCCUGUCUAGCUGGAUCUGUGUGGAGGACAUCUAUGCCAACAUCUUUAUCCUCAGGUGCUGGAGGGAGUCAGAGAAGAAAUAUCCACAUGUUCCUGGCCAGAAGAAGAAGGGUUUGGUCAAAUAUGGCAUGGGAGGCUUCAUCAUUUUCACUCUGAUCUGUAUAGUGUGGUUCCCUCUACUCUUCAUGUCAUUGGUCAAAUCUGUGGCUGGAGUGACCAAUCAGCCCUUAUAUGUCUCCAUUCAGCUCAGUAUUGCAGGAUAUGAGCCCCUGUUCUCCAUGACUGCUCAGGAACAGAAUUUAAUGCCAUAUUCAGGAGCCGCGUACAACCAACUGACCAACAAAUACGCCACUUAUCCGUCUGCGAUGCAGUUCUUAACAGGUUACAUGCCCGAGGACAUUGUGGUGGCACAGAUCAAGAGUGACGCUAGUCUGCAGUGGAGCAUCAGUCCAGCCAGCAGAGACGCCAUGAUCCAGGAACUGAGCAACUCCACACAUAUUUACAUCACCCUGCGUUGGGCGUUAUUACGGAAUGCCACCCUCUCCAUGAAUGUUGAGACUGUGGGUGAAUAUACAGUCAAAUAUGAGGACAACAAUCUGAGAGAUGAGAUCGUCAAGAUGUUGAGAGGGAAUCACAGCAAUGUUGUGAUUAUAGAGUCUCUGCUGCCUAAAUAUAUCCGAGGGCCCUCAGGACCAGAAGCAAAGAUGGCCAAUCGGCUGAAUGUAGAGCAUUCGGACGAUCCAGACGACGUUCUGGACUACGCUUACUUCCGUCCGUUGGCUAUCAAACUCAAGAGCUCCAAUCAGAGUGCAGACGGGGCAGGGGCAGGGCCAGGGACGCAGUGGUGGGUAGUGGAGGAGUGCGCUCCACUAUAUCCACCAAUGAAAUGCCAGAGCAUUCAGCUGGUCAUCUUCAAUGAUAAAGUCAGCCCUUCAAGUCUCAACUUUCUGGCAGGACAUGGGAUUGUGGGUCUCUACAUGUCCGUUGUGCUUGUGAUUGGGAAGUUUGUGCGUGAGUUCUUCAACGGCAUUUCUCGCUCCAUCAUGUUCGAGGAGCUGCCAUGUGUGGACCGCGUGCUCAAGCUUUGCACGGACAUCUUCGUUGUGCGCGAGACAGGAGAGAUGGAGCUGGAGGAGCAGCUUUUCGAGAAGCUCAUCUUCCUGUACCGCUCACCAGAGACUAUGAUCAAGAUGACUAGGGAGAAGAAAAACAACUAGCACACUCAAACUUUUUUUGUGUGUGUGUGUUAAAAGCAUUUUUUUUCCUGAGGUUGUUUUAAAAUAGUUACAACCAGAACCUCAGGGAGACAGUGAUGUCACAUCUCAGGCAAAAGCCUUGUCGAUCAGUCUGAUGAGCAUAACUAAGUAUUGGGCAUUAACACUCAUUUGAUCCAUCACAUCUGUUAUAGACAUGACCUUAUAUUUUAUUAUUAUUAAGAUGUCAUUUAGCUUAGUUCAAUGUAGCUGCCACCUCUACUGUAAAGUGUCUUAUGAAAUGUUGACCUGCUGGAUGUAGGCUAAAACUGCUGUUGCAUGCAUAGCUGCCUAAUCUUCCCCUGCUACCUCACCAGCAGGUGUUCCUUUACCUUGAAUGUCAAGUGGGUGGAUGUAUCUAUUUGUACAGAAAGCCUAAAACACAUUGUGGCCCUUUUUAUGCAAAUAAAAACUACAUGUACAUAUGCCACAGUCCCAUGCAUAUUAUGGGUAUACUGAAGUAUCACCAUUAAACUUGAAGGUGACGUUAAUUCAACUGCAGCAGUACAUUUACCUGUCACUACUUGUCAAGAAUGAAAAUGAGAUCUCUGGUAU
This is a messenger RNA of Sardina pilchardus (European sardine), 8868 nucleotides long. RefSeq names its product piezo-type mechanosensitive ion channel component 2. The transcript has 52 exons. Bases 139 to 8277 code for a protein of 2712 amino acids. The record is from RefSeq and is a predicted model, not a curated record. Lineage: Eukaryota; Metazoa; Chordata; Actinopteri; Clupeiformes; Clupeidae. Gene Ontology annotation, molecular function: mechanosensitive monoatomic ion channel activity. Gene Ontology annotation, cellular component: membrane.